Molecule: messenger RNA, 294 nt
Organism: Ichthyophthirius multifiliis
Lineage: Eukaryota; Ciliophora; Oligohymenophorea; Hymenostomatida
Exons: 2
Source: RefSeq, a predicted model, not a curated record
AUGAAUCAGCAAUUUCAAUAAUUUUAGGUUUAAUCGUUGGUAUUUUGUUAAAAAUUAUAUCAGAUAAAUAAAUAGAAUUUAAUCCUGAAAUAUUUUUUUACUUUAUUCUUCCUCCAAUAAUAUUUGCUGGUGGAUUUAAUGCCAGAAAGACUUUGUUUUUUUAGCAUUUUUCUAUUAUUUUAUUUUACGGAAUAAUUGGUACUUUACUAAAAUUUUUUAUAAUUUCCUCUUUAAUAAUUUUCCUUUUAUAAUCUGGCUUUUUUUUUCGGAAAAAAACAAUAUCAAUAUAUUUGA